CAACGCUUCGACGCGUAGUCGAACUUUUUUCCAAUUGCUAUACCUUCAAUUUUUGAAUUGGUCAUUAUGAGUGAAAAAAAUCAAGAGGAGCUGGGGUUAUUCGAUACCGAAUACUGGACAAUUACCGUCAAACUACAAAAAGUCAUAGGCCUCUAUUGUUUUCAAAGUGAUCGAAGAAAUUGUAUCUCUUGGAUCUAUGUCUUUGUAUUCACCUUGUCAUUUAUGAUCUCGAUGGGUGUUAGGCUGAUCAACGAAAUCGGCGUUCAUAUCGAGAUCGUCGUUGAGAAUAUCGUGGGCGAAAUGUACUUGCUAGCAGUUUUCAAUAAACUAGUUAUCAGUGUUCUCAAGAGAAAAUCCUUCAAAAAAUUUUACGCCAAGGUCGCUGAUCACUGGCGUAUGAUCGAGGACGCCGAGGAGCUCAAAAUCAUGACCGAUAACAUGAGAAACGGCAGAGACGUCGUUAAGCUCUACUCGAUCUUCAUAAUUAUCGGCACGACGAUUUUUCUCUCUAUGCCGAUAUUUUCGCCGCUUCUCGAUUACGUGGUGCCGUUGAAAAAUGCGACUCGGCCCAAGGCCCUGCCCUACUACGCCGAGUACGGCGUCGACAUCGAGGAGUAUUAUUAUCCCUUGAUCGCCCAAGCCGUAUUUGGCGGCGUCGGAACGAUAACCGUCUUGGUGACGUUCGACCUGGGCUUCAUGAUGCUGUCGCACUACGUCAUUGGCUUAUUCGCUUUGGCCAAAUAUCGUCUAUCAAAGGUAAACACAUUAAUGCGAAAAAUCGAGGAGCGAAAUGGAAACCCUUGGAAAUCAAAUUGGCCUAUUCCAUACAUUCUAGAGGCCGUCAAUGUUCACCGGCAAGCCUUGGCUUAUGUCGCUGAAUUGGAGGACUGCUUCAAUAUAGCUUGGUUUAUAACGCUCAUUUUGAAUAUGAUGAUGUUUGGCGGGGGUAUGGCAAUAUUGCUGCUGAAAAAUAAUCCGGAAGACAUGUUUCGCUAUACGAUGGUACUCCUAGCUGGCUUCAUGCAUUUCUAUUAUAUCUUUCUGCCGGGUCAAGAAAUUAUUAACGCCAGUGAAGAAGUUUUCGACGUUUGUUGCGCUUGCGGCUGGUACAAUUUGUCCGAGAAGUCUAAAUUUUUGGUACAAUUCAUAAUGGUUAGGAGUUUGCAGUACUCAUUUUUGACGGGAGGCAAAAUGUUUCCACUUUCCAUGGAAACCUAUUGUAACGUGAGUAAAAUUUCUAAGGGUUAA
This is a messenger RNA of Trichogramma pretiosum, 1248 nucleotides long. RefSeq lists its product as uncharacterized. The transcript has 7 exons. Gene Ontology annotation, biological process: sensory perception of smell; detection of chemical stimulus involved in sensory perception of smell. The record is from RefSeq and is a predicted model, not a curated record. Lineage: Eukaryota; Metazoa; Arthropoda; Insecta; Hymenoptera; Trichogrammatidae. Gene Ontology annotation, molecular function: odorant binding; olfactory receptor activity. Gene Ontology annotation, cellular component: plasma membrane. Bases 67 to 1248 code for a protein of 393 amino acids.